AGUGCAAGACUGUUGUCAUUGAGAGCUGUCAUAAAUCAUUACCGAGCAGCAGCUGUAGGAGCCAAAAAUUAGUUGAAAAACUACGUAGAAAAAGGAUGACUGCGGUUGGUGGUCUCUGCGCAGCUAUUGUAUAGAUCCCGACGACAAGCACGGCAAGCUGGUCUCCAUUCAGCGGAGAAUUGGACGGAGGGCUUAGCUGGUGUAGUAGGUACACACAGAUGUAAAUUUAAAUAAGUGUGACUGUGUGACGUGCUGAGGUAGUUGAUGUGGAGAGUCGUAAGCGGCGUUGGUGGCGGUCCUCAGCUCACUGUAGAGUCCGGUGUACAGUGUGCCGACGUCCUCGGUUUGGAGCGGGCUCGAGGGGUUGAGCGAUAUCAUCAUACGCGAGUGUGUACGUUUUAUUAUUUUUACAUAAGCCCGAAUUAACAAACGAGUGUGUCGUAAGUACAGUGCCAGUGAAGUGCGUGAUAAUUGAUAUUUUUGGUUUAUUCUAUUGAAUAACAAUACUAUAUAAAUCUUACAAUACGUCUGCAUAUAUUUAUUUAUCUUUGUUAUUUUUAGAUUUGAAGAUAAAUAAUAAUCAAUAUUAAUGGAUUGACCAACAAAAAGUGUGUUCACUGGAGGUGAUUAAGUUACACCGAUAACAGUUGAUAUUUAAAUGAAAAUUGGAAUAAUAAUUAUCAAAGUUAAGUUGGUAAGCACCUUACCCAACAAUUAGUGUGUGUGUUUGGUACGUGGGGACUUUGGAGCAGAGAGAAACGACGGCAGUGGCGGUUGUAAUUGACAGGAAAGAUGGCGCAAGGUGCAGACGAGGAGUGUUGACCUAUUUUGUUGACCCCCGUGAAGUUUUUUGUGAGAAUAAUCGAGCGUUCUGUCACGCGCCUGGUUGAUCCAAGCUCCAACAUUGCCAAGGAGCCAGUAAUUAUUCGAGGCCAUUGUAAUUUAAAUAAUUAAUCGUUAAUUACUCAACAACUACCAAUAAUAACAAUAUUACAGCAAAGAUUCGUCAGUCAUAAUAACCACUGAUAAUUAUUUAACUGAGCAUUAAAAUAAUCUUUGGUAGAAUCUGGCGAGCAGGACACCAGAGCUGAAAACACUCCGGCGAGCAGGAGUGUUUUGAAUUAUUGCCUUCAAAGGAACGAGUAAAGCCGCAGCAAUUUUGAAAAAAUUCGAUAUCCGUGGAGCCUUAGCGGGCUCGAGCACGGGUGGAAAGAUGGGGAACAAUGCUGCGACAGCUAACAAAAAGGUUGACGCUGCUGAGAGUGUCAAGGAGUUCUUGGACGAGGCGAAGGAAGAGUUCGAGGAGAAGUGGAAGAAGAAUCCAACCAACACCGCUGCGCUUGAUGACUUUGAGAGGAUCAAGACUCUGGGUACCGGCUCCUUCGGGAGGGUCAUGAUAGUCCAGCACAAGCCGACCAAGGAGUAUUAUGCUAUGAAAAUCUUGGAUAAACAGAAAGUCGUUAAGUUAAAACAGGUGGAGCAUACGCUUAAUGAAAAGCGUAUAUUACAGGCUAUAAGUUUUCCAUUUCUCGUUUCGUUACGUUUUCAUUUUAAGGAUAAUUCAAAUCUUUAUAUGGUACUUGAGUAUGUACCCGGUGGAGAAAUGUUUUCACAUUUACGAAAAGUUGGAAGAUUCUCCGAGCCACACUCGCGUUUUUACGCCGCUCAAAUAGUACUUGCUUUUGAGUAUUUACAUUACCUUGAUCUCAUUUAUCGUGACUUGAAGCCCGAAAAUCUUCUGAUUGACUCUCAGGGUUACCUUAAGGUCACUGAUUUUGGAUUUGCAAAAAGAGUAAAAGGGCGAACGUGGACGCUCUGCGGUACUCCGGAAUAUUUAGCGCCCGAAAUAAUUUUAAGCAAGGGUUACAAUAAAGCCGUAGAUUGGUGGGCGCUUGGAGUUUUAGUCUAUGAAAUGGCUGCCGGUUAUCCGCCAUUUUUUGCCGACCAGCCGAUUCAAAUUUACGAAAAAAUAGUAAGCGGCAAAGUAAGAUUUCCAUCGCACUUUGGGUACGAUUUAAAGGACCUGCUGCGUAAUUUACUUCAAGUUGACUUGACCAAGAGGUACGGGAACCUCAAAGCUGGCGUUAAUGAUAUCAAGGGACACAAAUGGUUCGCCAGCACCGACUGGAUUGCUGUCUUCCAGAAACGCAUUGAAGCUCCCUUCAUACCCAAGUGCAAGGGUCCCGGCGACACUAGUAAUUUUGAUGAUUACGAGGAAGAGCCCCUGAGAAUCUCAAAUACCGAAAAAUGCGCCAAAGAAUUCGCUGAAUUUUAAAUUUAUUAUUAUUAUUAUUAUUAUUAUUAUUAUUAUUAUUAUUAUUAUUAUUAUUAUUAUUAUAUUGGUGUUGAAUUAUUUUAAAAUAAUGCCAAUUUAAUCUAUUGGAAUUUAUUAAGUAAAUAUUCAGUCAUACGCUGAAUUAUUUAUUGGCAACAAACAAAUAUUGGUCGAUUGGUACCGUUCGAUAAAAAUGUUCAACUGGAUGUUAAACGUCUACUUUUGGUUGCUGCUGUCAUUUUACAUUACUACUACUGUAAUGACAAUUAAUUAUUAAUCAACAAGAACAACAACAAUAAUAAUAAUCAUAAUCUAUGUACGUGAUUGUAUCGAUGAUUAUUAUCUAUUUUUCAUACCUGGCCUCCGUCAUUCCAAGGAGUUAUCUGGAAUCUUUUGCAAUCUCGCUGUGAUUCUUCAUUUUGUGUAUAAUUAUAAAUAAUAAAAUGUGGUUCCCAUUAAAGUAAUAAUGGAAGUAAUAAAAACUAGUCGUUAUCAUCUCAGCAGAAGAAUUUAAUAAUGUAAAAGAAAAUAAACCAGAUUAUUCUAUCGAGUAUGUAGUAGCAAAUAACUAUCAUCCACGAUAAUCGUUUGUGAAUGCUCAUCAUUCAGCCAAUCUAGAGACAUACGAGGAUUAAUAAAAUGAAAAGUACUACUAUACUAGUACUAGUACACAUGCACUUUAUUGAAGAUAAUCUCUUUAAAGUAUACUGAAACAAAUAAACCAAACGAUACCAAACUAAAUCUUAAAUCUAUAUAUUUUAAUCUUUAAUCUCUAAUUAAACAUCAGCAAAAACUAAUCUCUACUUUGAAAGACACCAAUUAAAAUUUUUCGAUGCACUUGCAUCUGAUGUUUACUCGAAAACUUUUGUUAAAACUCUAAUAGUGUUAUUCAGUUUAAUUAGUUAAAGUGUAAUAGUUGAUGUUUUGUUUUAAUACUAAGCACCUUGCAUAAAUAUUUUUAAAUAAGACCACACGUCCAAUUGCAUCCGCAUUUUCAUCGUCAUUAAUUAAUUAAUUCACAAGGAGUAUUUUUGAGUUGGUAAUUUUAAUAAUUAUCAAUUUUAUUGUCAAGAACAUGAAGAUUGGAAGAUUAUCGGCGGAACACCGUCUAAUCGUGGAGCAGCCAUUUAAAAGGGAGUACGAUUGAGACUGAGAGAGUUUUACUAUUAUUAUAUAUUAUAUUAUAUUAUAUAUAUUAUAUAUUACUGUGGGUGGAUCAUAAAAAUUUCACGAAUGUGUGUGAAAGAAUAUGAGAGAGAGAGAGAGAGAGAGGCUAAAGUGUGAAUAUGUAUCAUAAUUCCUUUUAUUGUUCCUCCGUGUCAAGAGCACAAUGACUCGAUAACGGAGACUCAAACUAAACGGACCUUGAGUGUGUUAUAUUAUUUAUGAAUGUAUGUAUGUAUGUGGAUGAAUAUAUUAGAUUUUAUGACACACUAGCUCUCGGCAACAGCUUUUCGCGGUCGUUAAUAGCAAUCCAUUGAAAAUGAUAAAAAUAGCAGUAGCGGAAAAAUAAUAAUUAAUGUGCUAAAUAAUAAAAUAUUAUUAUCAUUGUAACAGUAUAAAAAAAAUCUAAAUAAUAAAUAAAAAUUAAUUACAUACAGUAGUCGAUGCUAUUUUUAUCAGCUUUAAGAGUAAUUAAUGAUCGCUUUGUAUGUUAAAUAUUGAGGAUACAUGGAAUUAAAAUAAAAAGUAUUUUUUGCAGAGCAUUAUAUUAAUUCAGGAAAAAUAUCCAGUUGACAAUUAUAUAUUAUUAAUUAUUAAAUAUUAAUUAUAAAUGGUGUAAUGUCUUUAUGUUGGAUUAGUAAAAAUAUUUAAUAUAAUAAUUAAAUAAACGAUUUACAAUUUAUGGUGUGAGUAGCGAUAUGUUAUGAUCUCAUCUGGAUAUUAUUUCCCGAGUUAGGUUUAUCGUCCUCGUCGGCGUAACUGCUGCUGCUGCUGCUACAUACAUGUAAUGUACUGCCAACGCAAUAUGUACCAGUGUAUAUAUGCGGAGGCAAUCUUUAAUAAUAACAAAAAUAACAAUAAUAAUAUUAAUAUUAAUAAUAAUAGUUAAAUAAAGUCUCGACAUGACUGUUAAUACGAGAGUACAUUAAAUGUGAAUGUGUUAUGUCAAUGAGCGUAAUAUGUUAAAUCAUCAUAUUGCACUAGAAGGGAGUAUAACAUUACGAGAAAUUCUCAAGUAUUGUAUAUUAUAUAUUCUAGCAUAGAAAAAAUUAUUUCACGUUUUAGAUUACAUAUAUUUAUAUUUACAUCUAUUCUAGGAUAUAUAGUCCUCCCUACCUCAAAAACCAUUUUCACAUCUAUUUUUUUUUAUAUUUUAUCUCUCUUAUUUAGGAGCUAGACAGCGUCAUGGAAAAAUAUUUUUUUUUUUAUUUUAAAAUUGAAAAAAAUUUUUUUUUUUUUUCUAAAGAAAAUUAUUUGAAAAUUUGUAAAUAAAUAUACUUCAAUUAUUUUCAAAAAAUAAGUCAACAACUAAUUUUUGAAUAUUGAAAUAAUUUUAUUAAAAAAAAUUAUUUUUCCAUAAAAUUAAUCUAAGCUCCUUAAAAAAAAAAAAAAAACGUACAAUUAAGUAUUCUACUAAAUAUUGAGCCCUUAGUUUUAAAAACUACUAGGUCUCGCGCUCGACAUAUGUCUUGGCACUCAUUGUACAUACUAUUUAGAAAUACCUGGUAAUUUUGUUAUUUAUAGAUGAGCCAUAUAAAUAUAAAUAUAAAUUAUUUUGUGAAUGCUCGGUCGCAGUAUUUUAAAUUUAUAAAAUUAUAAAAUAUCUCUGCACGUAAUAAUAAUAUAAAUCGUAAUAAAAUUCACCUAUACAAUGUAUACGGUCAUAUAAAUAAUGUAAUACGCCUAUCAACACUCAUACAGUACAUUACACUACACCUAUAAA
Cotesia glomerata is the source of this 5162-nucleotide messenger RNA. Its product is annotated as cAMP-dependent protein kinase catalytic subunit 1. The transcript has a single exon. Gene Ontology annotation, molecular function: ATP binding; cAMP-dependent protein kinase activity. The coding region runs from base 1214 to 2275 and encodes 353 amino acids. The record is from RefSeq and is a predicted model, not a curated record. Gene Ontology annotation, cellular component: nucleus; cAMP-dependent protein kinase complex. NCBI's taxonomy places the organism in Eukaryota, Metazoa, Arthropoda, Insecta, Hymenoptera, Braconidae. Gene Ontology annotation, biological process: peptidyl-serine phosphorylation.